AUGCAGUGCCCUGCAACUUUGAGCAGCGUGCUGACAGCGUGUUGCAUGCCUCACAGGGUGGCACUGGAGGCCGACGAGCGACGCGAAUUGGGAGAUCAUGCCUUUCGCACGUUGGCAUUUGCAUCGUUGGCAGCCCAGCGCCCACGCGAGGCGCGAGAGUAUGCAGAACAGGCUGUACAAAUUUGCGCGUCGGCCAUCAACACCUGUCUGCUGCUUGAAGUUCUUUUGGCCAUCCAGGCCCCAGCUUCAGCCAUUACCUCACAAGUAGACAUGCUGGCACAGGCCCCUGACAGUCAGGUCAAGGCCAGGCCACAAGAACAGGACGUGGCAGAGGCUGCCCUUCAGGGGUUGCGAAAGCUCCUGUCCUCGCUCCCCAUUGAAGAUCUUUGGACAGUGGUGUCGGAGAGCAUGUCAGCGUUUGCAACCCACCCUACAGCCUGUGCCAUGGCUAUACGUAUUGGAUUAGACCGGGUGCCUCACGUUCUGCAGCACCGCGAGGCCGUUGCAAGCGCCUUCCACACGCUGAUGCGCCACGCAUUGCAAUGGGAGGCCGCGGAACAAUUUCAUGAUGCCCAUGCGCAGUUUCUCCUGUGCCAUGAACUGGCCCAGGAAGGCGUCAUCAGCGGCGAACAGAAGCAGGCCAUUCAGCAUCUUGUGCAGGAGAAUUUUCCCGACAAGUUGGUCGUGGUGCGGUGCUACGUCAAUCUGCUGGCAGAUCUUACGUUGACAAGCAAGAGUGAAGAGCUGGCUUCAAGUCAGCGGGACGGUGACUUGCUACGCAUCUUGGGUCUUGCUUUCGAUGAAUUGCACGCCACGCCAUUGGGCGUGGCACGUGAUCAGGAAGCAGCUUGGUUUGGGCGCACAGCUUGGAAUCUGGCAGUGACAGCACUACGUCAUGAGGCUGCUGGCUUAGCCUCGGCAUACUUUGGCGUUGCCGCACGGAUCAGCAGUAUCAGUUCUGAGGCUGUGGAACAGCGGCGUGGCCGCCACGCCAAGCUGCUGGCCCUGAGCUGUUCCUUGUCUGGCGAGGCCAGAGAAGAAGACAAGGCCGCCCUGCGGAGCCUACUCGCCCAAGAAUCUGUGGAGUCAUGCCUUGCAGAUGAAGAGCCGAUGAUGCUUGGUGGUUGUGACUGGGCCACACCAUCAAUGCGUACCUUUUCGAUCGUACAGGCCCUGGAGACCCUGGCAUCAAGCUCAGAUCGAUUGCAACUGUUGGAAUUGGCGUGUGGCUUGGCAGAAAAGCAUGGGCGGCAGCGCGCUGUGUUCGAGCUGGCCCAAAAGGGGCUAGCCUGGGCUGUACCAUCCAAUCGCGAGGCAACGCUGUCCGAAGGCCAAAAAGCUCUGCUCCAGCUCGAGGGUUGCCUCCACCAAGUACACACACUCUUGCGCCAAUCGCCGGCGCUGCGCUCGGCCUGCACCGAGUCCCAGGUUCUUUGGUUUGUGGUCAAGGCCUGGAAUCUUGGAAUCGAGAUGCACGCCAACGCAUUGCCCCGAGGACAAGAUCUGUGCAACCUGGCCAUGGUCAUGCUACCUCUCCUCUCCGCUACUUGUCGUCCAGUCUUGGAGGAGCGCAUGAAGCGAGAUUUCGUCACGGUUGCCGCCGCCGCUGCCACCAGCACCUCGGCACCAACGCGCGCCAAGUGA
Monosiga brevicollis MX1 is the source of this 1644-nucleotide messenger RNA. RefSeq lists its product as uncharacterized. The coding region runs from base 1 to 1644 and encodes 547 amino acids. The record is from RefSeq and is a predicted model, not a curated record. NCBI's taxonomy places the organism in Eukaryota, Choanoflagellata, Craspedida, Salpingoecidae. The transcript is spliced from 14 exons.